Messenger RNA from Zasmidium cellare ATCC 36951, 2985 nucleotides. Its product is annotated as glycoside hydrolase family 35 protein. The transcript is spliced from 7 exons. NCBI's taxonomy places the organism in Eukaryota, Fungi, Ascomycota, Dothideomycetes, Mycosphaerellales, Mycosphaerellaceae. The coding region runs from base 1 to 2985 and encodes 994 amino acids. The record is from RefSeq and is a predicted model, not a curated record. Gene Ontology annotation, cellular component: vacuole. Gene Ontology annotation, molecular function: beta-galactosidase activity. Gene Ontology annotation, biological process: carbohydrate metabolic process.
AUGUCUAUUGGAGGACAGGGCAUGAAAGUCAAGCCUUAUAAGAGAGAGGUUUUGCAGGAUCUUGUUACUUGGGAUGAGCACUCCCUCUUCGUGCGCGGCGAAAGAGUUCUCUUCUACAGCGGAGAGUACCAUCCUUUCCGCCUGCCAGUCCCCGGCCUCUGGCUCGACGUCUUCCAGAAGAUCAAAGCCCUCGGAUACAACGGCGUCUCGGCGUACUUCGACUGGGCUCUGGUCGAAGGCAAGCCAGGCGACUUCAGCGCCGAAGGAAUCUUCGCCCUCGAACCCUUCUUCGAAGCAGCCCAGACCGCAGGAAUCUACAUCCUCGCCCGCCCAGGCCCAUACAUCAACGCCGAAGUCUCAGGCGGUGGCUUCCCCGGCUGGCUCCAACGCAACCCAGCGCUCUACCGCACGCGAGAGCCUGAGUAUCUCGAAGCGACGCAGAACUACGUGAGCAGCAUCUCGAAGAUCAUCGCCAAAGCGCAGAUUACGAACGGUGGGCCUGUGGUUCUGGUGCAGCCGGAGAAUGAAUAUACUGUUGCGACUGAGGAUUAUACGUUGUUCCCUGAUUCGGAGUACUUCCAGUAUGUGGAGGAUCAGUAUCGGAAUAACAGCAUUGUGGUGCCGCUUAUUAGCAAUGAUGCUUCACCGCAGGGAUACUUUGCCCCUGGACCGCCGCAGAGGUAUGCGGCCAAAGUUGAUAUCUAUGGCCACGAUGGAUACCCUCUCGGCUUCGAUUGCGCAAACCCAUACAGUUGGCCCGACGAUGCACUUCCAACGAACUGGGGCGAUCUUCAUCAGAAUCAGAGCUCGAGUACACCAUAUUCGAUCAUUGAGUUCCAAGGUGGUGCUUUUGAUCCUUGGGGUGGGCUGGGAUUCGAGCAGUGUGCUACGCUGCUUGGACCCGAGUUCGAGAGGGUGUUCUACAAGAAUGACUUUAGCUUUGGUUUGACAAUAUUUAACAUUUAUAUGACCUAUGGCGGUACCAACUGGGGCAACCUUGGUCAUCCAGGAGGCUAUACAUCCUACGACUACGGAGCCGUCAUCACCGAAGAACGAACCGUCGAAAGAGAAAAGUACAGCGAAGCCAAGCUGAUCGCCAACUUCUUCCAAUCCUCCCCUGCCUGGCUCACCGCAAUCGCGCAGAACAACUCGAACGCCAACUCCUCAUACACUGGCAACGGCGCCAUCGCCACGACAGCUCUCUUCGGCAACGUGACAAAGUUCUUCGUCGUCCGUCACUCUGCUUACAAUAGCCUGGACACGACAGACUACCACAUCACGUUCCCUACCAGCAAAGGCAAUAUUACGGUGCCACAGCUUGGCGGAUCGCUGUCGCUGCAUGGCAGGGACUCCAAGGUCUUUGUGACGGAUUAUGAUGUCGGUGGUGCGAAUUUGCUUUACUCGACUGCUGAGAUCUUCACGUGGAAGAAGUAUGGCAACAAGCGUGUGCUUGUGGUCUAUGGCGGCCCGGGCGAGACGAACGAGCUUGCUUUCACCAGAGUCGGCAGACCGAGGACCGUGGAGGGCCGCGGUGUGAAUGUCGGAUACAAGAAUGGUGCUGCUGUUCUGCAAUUCUCUACGAGCUCGCAGAGGCGGAUCGUAGAGUUCGGUAACGACUUGGCCGUCUACAUCUUGGAUCGCAACUCCGCCUACAACUACUGGGUCAUCGAUCUCCCCAACGACUCCGUCACAAAGAACUACACCAACCAGAAACAUUUCACCUCAGCCCCGAUCAUCAAGGCCGGGUACCUACUUCGAACUGUCGAGGUUGAGAGAGACUGCUUGCAUCUUACUGGUGACUUGAACGCCACAACUCCUAUCGAAGUCAUCGGCGGCGCUCCUCAGCGUCUCCGCCAACUCACAUUCAACGGCAAAGAUCUUCGAUUCCGCCAGUCUCGCGAUGGUGUUGUCACUGCUACUGCGACUUACAACAAGCCCCAGAUCUCGGUGCCUGAUCUCAAGACGAUCGGCUGGAAGACCAUCGACAGCUUGCCAGAGAUCAGCUCGAACUAUUCUGACACUCUCUGGACGGACGCUGAUUUGACCUACACGAAUAACACCAUUCGCAAUCUAACUACUCCUACGUCUCUGUACUCGAGCGACUAUGCAUACCACACGGGCAAUCUCAUCUAUCGCGGCCACUUCACUGCUAACGGCCAGGAAUCCACCAUCUUCUUGCAGACGCAAGGUGGUAGCGCUUACGGCCAUUCCAUCUGGCUUAACGACCAAUUCGUGGACUCAUUCUACGGAGCCGACAAGUACGAAAACUGGAACGCCACCUAUACACUUCCCAAGACCACAGCCGGCAAGAAGUACGUCCUGACCGUGCUGAUCGACAACAUGGGUCUUAGCGAGAGCUACGACGUCGGUCGCAACGACAUGCAGGCUCCUCGCGGUGUGCUUGACUUCAACUUGGCGGGCCACAACAAGAGCGAUGUCAAGUGGAAGCUCACUGGUAACCUCCACGGCGAGGACUACGAGGACCGUGCGAGAGGACCGCUGAAUGAAGGCGGUCUCUACGCUGAAAGACAAGGGUACCAUUUGCCUGGUGCGCCAAUCUCGUCUUGGAAGAGCAGCAAGGGUCCUGAGGAGGGUAUUGAUAAGCCAGGCGUAGCCUUCUACGCCACAACCUUCGAUCUCAACUUCCCGCAAGGCUACGACAUCCCUCUGAGCUUCUCCUUCAGCAAUUCGAGCACAAACACCUCCGAGACGACGCCCGCGUAUCGCGUCCAGCUGUAUGUUAAUGGCUACCAGUUCGGCAAGUAUGUCUACAACAUCGGUCCGCAGGAUGUCUUCCCGGUCCCCGAGGGUAUCUGGAACUAUCAAGGAAGCAACUACGUUGGCGUUAGUCUGUGGAGUCUGGAGAAGAACGGAGGCAAAGUUGGCAGUUUGGAACUCGUCGCUGGACUACCUGUUCAAAGUGGGUAUGGAGCUGUUGUGGCGAGUCCACAGCCGAAGUGGAAGAAGAGGGAGGGCGCAUAUUAG